Eruca vesicaria subsp. sativa (arugula) is the source of this 612-nucleotide messenger RNA. The record is from the annotation of a GenBank genome assembly. NCBI's taxonomy places the organism in Eukaryota, Viridiplantae, Streptophyta, Magnoliopsida, Brassicales, Brassicaceae.
AUGGUGAAGAUUCAUCCCGGCACCGGGGAAGAGACAAGGUCGCCGUACUUGACGACGGAGAAAGAGAGUUUCACGAUUUGGAUGAAGUCAUUAGUGUUCAAUACUAAUGGCUGCACAGUCUUUGAUUCAAAAGGAAAUAUAAUUUAUCGUGUUGAUAAUUAUAAUUCUAAAAGCUGCCGUGAAGUUUAUCUUAUGGACUUACACGGCCAUGUCGUGUUGACCUUACGUAGACAGAAGUUUGGAUUAUUCAAAACCUGGGAAGGAUACAGAUCAACUUCGGGGACGGCUGAAUCAAGAACAAAGUUAGAAUAUUUUCGAGUGAAAAAUAAUAUUUUCAAGAUUCCGAGUAAAGAUUCAUCUUCUUCGUAUAGAGUCAUAACGGGGUCGUGUAGAAACGAUGAACAAUAUUGUUAUAAGAUGGUAACUCGGGGAUCAAGUUUAGGAAUAGAGGAGAGUUGUGGAAGACUUGUGGCAGAAGUGAAGAGAAAACAAUCGAGGAAUGGUUUGGUGUUAGGAGAUGAUGUUUUGACGAUGAUGGUUGAGUCACAAGUUGAUCAUUCUUUCAUAAUCGGACUUGUUUUAACACAUAGUCUUAUCAACUGUAAACUGUAA